Molecule: messenger RNA, 1490 nt
Organism: Candoia aspera
Lineage: Eukaryota; Metazoa; Chordata; Lepidosauria; Squamata; Candoiidae
Gene: S100PBP
Product: S100P binding protein
Exons: 5
Coding region: 29-1279 (416 amino acids)
Molecular function (GO): calcium-dependent protein binding
Source: RefSeq, a predicted model, not a curated record
GACGCGGCCAGCCGCCUCUCGGACGAAGAUGGCGGCUGGUUCCGGGAGCAAGAGGCAUUUAGAAGAGUUUGAAGACGGGGGCCGACCAGACAGGAAAAGACAGUGCUGCAUGGAAUGCAGGUGCUCACCCUCUCAGGCACAUUCCCCAAGCAGUGGAAGAGCAGCUUCUCCAGUCUCUUUACUGAACAACGGUGGAUGCUCUGAGGAUGACUUGGAUGACACUAUCCUGGAUCGUUCUGAUGAGGAAAAGCCAGACUCCCCCACUGGACUCUCUCGUGAAGCUGAGGAUGAGCUCCUAGCAGAGGAUCUGGAAGCAUCCCCGUGUUCUGUGGCAGUUGAAGUGAAUAGCUGUGCGGAUGCCAAGAGUGACAGCGUUUUAGCUUCUCCUGAAUCCGCACAGCCUCUGAGGGCGCUAGAUGAGGUUGAACGCACCAAACCUCGGUCUCAGGCUGGUUCUUCAGCCAGCUCAAGUGGGGGUGCUGUUUUCAGGAAUUAUUUGGAGAAUCUAAACUGGGGGGGGUUCUUGAACAAGAGCUCUCAAAAUCGAGCAGAGUUUGGUGCAGAUUGCAACGGCUCUAGGUUUCCAGGAGCUGCUUCAGACAUAGCAGCUUCUCUGAAUCUAGAGAAAGAGAGAGAGCUGUCUGGAGAAAUAGAUAAUGAAGUAAUAAAAGUAGUGACAAAUUACUUGCAAAUAGGAAGCCAGCUAGUGGCUGAACAUGAAUCAUUUGGUGCAGCGGGCGAGCAGUCCUCAGAGAGACAGACUUCCCUAAAUCCCAAGCAGCUCAGAGGCAAGAAUACUAGCAACCUGCUGCCUGAAAAAGAAUUAGAUACUGCUGGCUUGCAUGGAGAGGCUGCAGUAUCCGCUCAUGUCAAUGGCCAAAGAGAGGAUUGUGUGGAAGUUCCUGGUGUUAAAAAAACAAAUAGUCCUAUGAAGCCUGGACGGAUAUUAAUUCAAGAAGCAGACCUCGAGUUGAUGAAGGAAAGAUACGUCAACGCCGUACUUCACCACGCUAGCUCUGUCCCAUCGCUCAUAGAUUCAGUCCACGAGAUGUUCACGCUGGUAGAUACGGUCGCUUCCAAAUCCGUAUAUGGGCACCCAACAGACCUGACAGCAAGGAACUACGCUGGACGGAGUCAGAGCACAACCCAGAGAUUUAAUCUCAACCAGUGGGUGGACCAUAACAUGCACAACAUUGGCCGGUUUGAUGGAAUCCCUGAUCACUUUGAGCGUAGCCCAGUCCUAAACCAGAAGACAUUUUUAUUCCAAGAUGCUCUUUAAAUGUUGUUCAGCUGCUGGCAGUUUAAUUUGUUUAGGAUAUGUGUUACUAUUAAUAUUAAGGCCAGUUGAAUGUUUUUGUUUUUAUUACAAAUAUUUGUUUACUUUAUCCUAGACCUUUUUCACUGCUAAAUUUGUUUUAGAAAUUUUGUGUUUUUACUAUUCUAUUUGAUAUUGCACCUUGAAUAUGUUAUAAAUGUUUGUUUUAAAAUUC